AUGGGAAGAUUGAGCAAUGAGAUAGUGGCGGGUAGAAUAAUUCCGCUUCUAGAAACAGACUGGCGGCGGCAGAGCAACAGGGUCUGUCUGGUCCCGGCGAAACUAGCGGCGGUCGAGGGGUGCGACGACGAGGUGGGGACGGCGCUUCAGGCCUCGCCCAAGGGUCUCAGCUCCCUCACUCUCUUCCGCUCCUUCGUCCAGUACUCCUGCUACACCCCGGGUACACGCCCACCCGCUUCUCUCGGCGCCUUCCUCUGGCCCUCGGCCACCUUCCUCCAGGGACCAUGGAAUCAUUGCCAUUGUAGGCCCUCUCACUGGAUUUGUAAUGUCUUCUGUUCCAACUUCACCUGGAGGAGAGUUAGGUCGAAAGAUAUGGGACCUCUCAGAAAUCCUUUUUCGAGCUUUAGAUCUGUCGUGGCCCUCCAUUUGCAGAACUUGUUCUACAGAUUCCUUAACUCCAGAUUGGCUUCAUGUGCUACGCUGCUGGUUGAUGAUUAGCUUCCCCAUUGAUGAAUACAGGGAUACAGGUGUAGGUCAGACACUGUUAUAAUCCAACAGCUUAGGUUGAUGUAACAUAGACCAACAUGAAUUUAUCCAACCCAACUCCUUAAUCUCUAAACAUGAACAAUCUUAUCUUUUCCCUACUCGUUUGGAUUACACAAGAAGUUCUUUUAGUCAUACAUGUGAGGUCAAAUUUUCCUUUGUUGUGUCCUUAAAUCUCGUCUUCUUCUCUAUGGGAAUCUUCGAUCUGUGUGAACUUUUGAUGUCUUUAUUUGUGCUUCUUGACUCCACAUAUCUGAUCUUUAACCUUUUGUGUCUUCUAGUUGGCCUUUCCUGAUCCUUGACAUUGUUGCAGUUGCAGGACUUUUUUUAUCUUAUUAAUAAUGCAGCAGUUAUUUCAGUUUACAAUCUCUGGACUCAGCUGAUACAAGUAAAAUAUUGUUUUUGGACUUCAAACUUCAAAGUGUGUGCUCUUUCCAAUAGCUCCAAUCUGUUUGUGUUCUAUUCUUUAUUCUAUUGCAACUUUUAUUUGAAAAAUGGAUAUUGGUCAGUGCUGUCAAUAUAAAGUCUCAAAAAAAGAGUGUCUGCAAAAGAGUGUCAAUGAAUGUGAUGUUAGGUUCAAACCAUUUUUUACUUUUUGUUUCAUAUCAUACAAUCUUAUGUCUCUGUACAAAAGCUAUAAACUUUCUUUAAAUCACUUGCUACUGCUGCCUCAAUUGCACUGAAAGCUCCAAUUUUUUGGUCAAAGGUACUGUUUCAUGCAAGGAUAAUGUGACUUGUUGUAGUUGGUGGAAUUCAGUCUCAAGUUGCUGCUUAACUUAGAAGCUAAAUGAGGUCCUGAGACAAUAACUUGUCAGUAAAGUCUAGGUUAUGACCUGGUAUCAUUUUGUAGGGCAGAGGGGAGAAGAAGACAUCACACGAACCACAUGCUAGCUUUGAUCCCAACAACACCCAGAAAACCUGAGCCAUCUCCCUGCACAAGGAUUAUGCCAGUACAGAACCUACUCUAUUGAAUUCUAAGUUGCUUGAUCUCAAAGGGAUUCUCUCUGUCAGGUGUCUUCCACACACACAGCUUCAACCCUGCUGUCAUCAGCAGUAGCAGCUUGGAAGUGAAGACUGCCAAUGACUUUUCCAUUAUCUCUAUUUGUCUUUUUUUUUUCUCUCCCUUAUGUGCUCCAUAAAAUCAAAAAGUACACUUUGUGAAGUACUUCUUAA
Musa acuminata AAA Group (dessert banana) is the source of this 1716-nucleotide messenger RNA. RefSeq lists its product as uncharacterized. Lineage: Eukaryota; Viridiplantae; Streptophyta; Magnoliopsida; Zingiberales; Musaceae. The record is from RefSeq and is a predicted model, not a curated record. The transcript is spliced from 4 exons. The coding region runs from base 1 to 498 and encodes 165 amino acids.